CCUCCUGAAUAGCGACUCUGCCGCGUUAGCACGGGCUAGUUUUGCUAACUUUGUCCCGUUUACGAGGCGUGAGUUUUUGUUUUUCCUAGAUGUCAGAUAAAACAGUUAAACGGCCAGGGGUGGGGGUCGGGGUGCUGGUGACAGACUCGGCCCACCCCGGGUGCGUUCUCCUGGGGAAACGGAGGAGCGCUGUGGGCAAAGGGACGUACCAGCUUCCCGGUGGUCAUUUGGAGUUUGGAGAGACGUGGGAGGAAUGCGCUCACAGGGAGGUGCUGGAGGAAGCUGGGGUGCGUUUGGUGAACGUCCGCCUUGCGUCAGUGGUGAACUCCAUCAGGCUGGAGGAGCAGUACCACUACGUCACCAUAUUCAUGCAAGGAGACCUGGACAGGAAGCAGUCAGGAGAGCCAGAGAACCUGGAGCCGGAGAAGAACGAGGGCUGGACGUGGACACACUGGGAUGAGUUUCCUCCGGAGCAGCAGCUCUUCCUGCCGCUGGCCGGUCUGAGACAACAAGGCUUCCAGCCGUUCAGAAACAAACACUGACACUCAGCCUUGAAACUGCAUGUUACAUUAGGAAACUUAUCCUACCUCAGGGGAUAAACGGACAUAUAUUUAAUACCUUGUUUUACAUCAGUGGUCAGUUUACAUACAGUAGAUACCUUUUCCUCAAAUGUCAUGAUACAUACUGUAAUUUCUGCCAAUAUUAAGAACGGUUACAAAUAUAGUAGAAGAGUCAGCUUUGAGUUUAUUCAGAUUUUAAGCAAAUAAUGCCACAAAUAAAACACACAAAUGAACAGAAUAAAAAAUAUAAUA
This is a messenger RNA of Seriola dumerili (greater amberjack), 812 nucleotides long. RefSeq names its product nudix hydrolase 15 (gene nudt15). The record is from RefSeq and is a predicted model, not a curated record. Gene Ontology annotation, cellular component: cytosol. Bases 90 to 542 code for a protein of 150 amino acids. Lineage: Eukaryota; Metazoa; Chordata; Actinopteri; Carangiformes; Carangidae. Gene Ontology annotation, biological process: dGTP catabolic process. The transcript has 3 exons. Gene Ontology annotation, molecular function: 8-oxo-7,8-dihydrodeoxyguanosine triphosphate pyrophosphatase activity.